Molecule: messenger RNA, 3066 nt
Organism: Debaryomyces fabryi
Lineage: Eukaryota; Fungi; Ascomycota; Pichiomycetes; Serinales; Debaryomycetaceae
Gene: UBA1
Product: E1 ubiquitin-activating protein
Exons: 1
Coding region: 1-3066 (1021 amino acids)
Biological process (GO): protein sumoylation
Cellular component (GO): cytoplasm; SUMO activating enzyme complex
Molecular function (GO): SUMO activating enzyme activity
Source: RefSeq, a predicted model, not a curated record
AUGUCAGAUAACAUGCAGAUAGAUUCGCCCCCACAAGGGUCGAUUGAUGAAGGCUUGUACUCGAGACAGUUAUAUGUCUUGGGCAAAGAAGCUAUGAUAAAAAUGCAAAACGCCAACGUAUUAAUAAUCGGAUUGAGAGGAUUAGGAAUUGAAAUCGCCAAAAACGUCGCUUUGGCCGGGGUCAAGUCGUUGAGCUUGUAUGAUCCUCACCCAGUGGAAUUGAGUGAUUUGUCAACUCAGUUUUUCUUAUCGGAAUCUGAUUUGGGCAAAACGAGAGCAGAGGCAUCUUCGACGAAAUUAUCAGAGUUGAACCAAUACGUUCCGAUUUCGAUAAUCAACGACUUAUCUGAGUCGACAUUAGCGCUGUUCAAGUGUAUUGUUGCCACCGAUAUCACAUUGGAAGAGCAAGUCAGAUUGAACAACUUUACUCACCCUAAGGAUAUUGGAUUCAUCAGUGCUGACAUCAGAGGUUUAUUUGGUCAAGUGUUCGUUGACUUCGGUAAAAACUUCAGCGUUAUAGACCAAACCGGUGAAGAGCCUCUCACUGGUAUCGUGUCCGAUAUAGAUAAAGAUGGUACCGUAACCAUGUUAGAUGAUAACAGACACGGCUUGCAAGAUGGAGACUUUGUCAAGUUUUCUGAAAUCCAAGGUAUGGAAAAAUUAAAUGACGGUUCUCCACAUAAGGUUGAAGUGUUAGGUCCAUAUGCGUUUAAGAUUAAAAUGAGCGACAGCUACGGUACCUAUAUCAAGGGUGGUUUGUACCAGCAAGUUAAAGUGCCUAAAAUUCUUAACUUCGAACCUUUAUCUCAACAAUUAAAGAAUCCAGAAUAUGUCAUCUCUGACUUUGCCAAAUUUGAUAGGCCUCCACAAUACCAUUUAGGUUUCCAAGGUUUGCACGCCUUUCAAACCAGACACCAAGGAAAGUUACCAAGACCUUGUCACGAAGAAGAUGCUAACGAGUUAUUAAAGUUGGUUUCUGAAAUUGCAACCCAAAAUCCAGACAUCUUGGGUGAAGACUCUGUUAAUGAGAAAUUAAUUAAAGAACUUUCUUAUCAAGCAACUGGUGAUUUGCCAGGGAUGGUUGCCUUGUAUGGUGGGUUAAUUGCCCAAGAAGUUUUGAAGUGUUGCUCUUCUAAAUUUGGUCCUGUCAAGCAAUGGUUCUAUUUUGAUUCUUUGGAAUCUUUACCUCCUACUGACAAGUUCCCAAGAAAUGCUGAAACUUGUAAGCCAUUAGGUACAAGAUAUGAUUCACAAAUUGCCGUUUUUGGUAAGCCUUACCAAGAAACUAUUUCAAAUUUAAAGGUUUUCUUGGUGGGUUCUGGUGCUAUUGGUUGUGAAAUGUUGAAGAAUUGGGCCAUGAUGGGUUUAGGUUCGGGCCCAGAUGGUAAAAUUAUCAUCACCGAUAUGGAUUCAAUUGAAAAGUCUAAUUUGAACAGACAAUUCCUCUUUAGACCAAAGGAUGUUGGUAAGAAUAAAUCAGACGUGGCUGCUACUGCUGUUCAGGCUAUGAACCCUGACUUAAAGGGUAAAAUCGAGGCAAAAUUAGAAAAAGUUGGACAAGAUACUGAAAAUAUUUUCGAUGAUAAUUUCUGGAAUAACUUAGAUUUUGUCACUAAUGCCUUGGAUAAUGUUGAUGCUAGAACUUAUGUUGAUCGUCGUUGUAUUUUCUAUAAAAAGCCAUUAUUAGAAUCUGGAACUUUAGGUACUAAGGGUAACACUCAAGUGGUUAUUCCUAACUUGACAGAAUCUUAUUCAAGUUCUCAAGACCCUCCAGAAAAGUCAAUUCCAUUAUGUACAUUAAGGUCGUUUCCAAAUAAGAUCGAUCAUACCAUUGCUUGGGCUAAAUCCUUAUUCCAAGGUUACUUUGCUGAUUCUCCUGAAAGUGUUAAUUUAUAUUUGACGCAAUCAAACUAUGUUGAACAGACUUUGAAACAAAACCCAGAUAUCAAAGGUACCUUGGAAAACAUUUCUAAUUACUUGAAUAAGCGUCCUUAUACUUUUAAUGAUUGUAUUAAGUGGGCAAGAUUGGAAUUCGAAAAUAAAUUCAACCACGAAAUCCAGCAAUUGUUAUAUAAUUUCCCUAAAGAUGCUAAAACCUCAAAUGGUGCACCAUUUUGGUCUGGUCCUAAAAGAGCACCUGAACCUCUCCAAUUUGAUAUCAAUAACACCGAUCAUCUUAAUUUUGUUGUUGGAGGGGCAAAUCUAUUGGCCUUCAUUUACGGUUUGAAAGAGCCUAAGGCUACUUUUGAAGAUUAUAAAAACGCUUUGGAAGAAAUUGAAAUUCCUCCAUUCACCCCAAAAUCAGGCGUUACAAUCGCAGCUAACGAUGCUGAAGCUGAAGAACAGAGUAACAAAUUAUCGGGCAGUAUUGACGAUGAUGAAAUUAGAAAAAUUGCAGCUUCAUUGCCUGAACCUUCAACAUUAGCUGGUUAUAGAUUAAAUCCAAUUGAGUUUGAAAAAGAUGAUGAUACCAAUCAUCAUAUUGAAUUUAUUGCAGCAGCAUCUAAUUGUAGAGCUUUAAACUAUAACAUUGAAACUGCUGAUGCAUCUAAAACUAAAUUCAUUGCUGGUAAGAUUAUUCCUGCUAUCGCUACUACAACAGCUUUAGUCACCGGUUUAGUCUGUCUCGAAUUGUACAAAGUUGUUGGUGGUAAAACCGAUAUCGAAGAGUAUAAGAAUGGUUUUAUCAAUUUGGCAUUACCAUUUAUCGGAUUUUCGGAACCGAUUAAAUCACCUCAAGGUAAAUACAACGAUAAAACGUUCGACCAAAUUUGGGAUAGAUUUGAUAUUGAGGGAGAUAUCACUUUGCAGCAAUUGUUGGAUCACUUUGAGAAAAAUGAAGGGUUGGAAAUUUCGAUGUUGUCCUACGGUGUUUCAUUGUUAUAUGCUUCAUUCUUCCCUCCUAAAAAGGUAAAGGAUAGAUUAGCUAUGAAAUUGACUAAUCUAAUUAAAGAAGUUAGCAAAAAAGAUAUUCCAAGUCAUGUUAAGAAUUUGAUUUUUGAAGUAUGCUGUGAUGAUAAAGAAGGUGAAGAUGUGGAAGUUCCUUAUAUUUGUGUUAAAUUAUAA